ACAGUGAUUUGAGUCACAAUUUUUGCAUCUUCAUGUAACUGUAGUGUAAUUUUAUUAGAUAUGCUGGCCAGUACGGCAGACUGGGCUGGCUAUGGCUGUGGCGGUAUCUGGUGAUCCUCAGACCCCUGGACUAUGCCCCGAGGGUCACAUGAUAUUGCAAUCUGCUGCAGUCCGGGGUCAGACAUGUUCUCUGCAACUCCCCACCACCGCUAAGUUGUGCGAAUAGUUGCCACCGGUAAAAAAGCCCGAACAGCCUAAGAUGGAGAGAAGGAGACCACCAAUUUUCAGACCAAAAUCGAGAACAGAUUCAAGCAGCGCAAGUGGUAGCAGGUUGGAUGGUGGUCGGCUCAGAGGAGACGGCGGUGGAAGCAGCGACGAGGACAUGUCGAAGGACCUCAGACAUCGUCUCCAAGAAGAGGCGUCUCUCUACAGAAGACGUCUGGACACUUACAGGCAGGCUCAACAGAACCAGGCAGCUCUGGUCAGUCGAUUGCAAGCCAAGGUCUUACAGUACAAGCAAAGAUGUGCAGAUCUUGAGGCUCAAAUGACUCAAAAUCCAAUAUACUCAAGUGACCAACCCAGUUCAAUAACCCCAUCAUAUCCCACUCCUUCACAUCCUCCAAGCUCGGCCAUGGAGCAAGCUCAACAACAUUUAAGGGACAUUAGAGAAGAAAGAAUCACAGACUUAGACACUGCUCUACAAAGACUGCAUGAAGAACGUAGAAAGAAUGAAAAAUUGAUGAACGCAAAUACGUCUCUUAGGGAACAAUUAGAAGAAUCUCACAGUACCAAUGAAGCUCUCACUGCUGAUCUCCAGAAACUGACCAAUGAUUGGGAAGCCCUUCGUGAAGAAAUGAUCAUCAAAGAGGAUGAGUGGAAGGAUGAAGAGCAGGCAUUUAACGAUUACUACAGCACGGAACAUAACAGACUUUUGAAUCUUUGGAGAGACGUAGUAUCAGUGAAACGAUUAUUUAUGGAUGUUCAGUCGAAUACUGAGAGAGAUCUCAACAAGAUACGAUCCGAGGUUUCUGGAAUUGGCAAGGAAAUGCUUAUGGCCUGCAGCCGGAUGGAUGCCAAUGUUUUUACGGAAAGCGUUUUAGGUCAAGGACAAGAAAAGCACCAGUGGGAACAAGAAUAUUCAGAACUUAAGACAGAGAUGGAAACCAUGAGAAUUAAACAGGAAAACUACCAGUCCGAAAUCCAAAUGAAGGAAGACAGAAUCCAACAACUUCUCAAAGAUAUACAGAUACUGGAGGAGAGAUGUGCAGAAGCAGAACAAAAUUGUGGACAGAUGAUGAGAAUGCAGGAAGACACCGAUAUCCUACAGGGUGCGCUAAGGGACAUUGCCCAUGCUCUUAUACAAGAUGCGGAAUCGAAAGAACUAGAAACACUUUUACAGCCGACACAUCUUCAUCUAAGCGCAUCUACACCGAUACCACAAAAAUCACCAAAACGAGCGGCUCGCGGUAUGACUUCCCCAGCAGCAUUUGCUGAGAGUACGAUAUCAGCUGUGCAAGCCGCAUUGCACAAAUACCAGUCAUAUAUCCACGAACUACAGGUGAAGCUCCAGUCGAAUAAGGAGCAACUUUUGUUAGUUCGCAAGCAAUAUGAGAAUUCUGAAGACAGCGUGGUAGCUUUGGAAGAUCGAGUGAAAGAGCUGGUGGCUCAACUGGAUGCUUGUCGUUCACAAGGCGCACAAAUGGCUCAGGACAGAGAACUAUUGCAAAAAUCCCUGGAUAACGUAAAAGCUGAGAAAAAUCAACUGGAUAGAACUCGUCUGGAACUUAAUAGCGUUAUAGAGUCUCUCAAUCAAGAUUAUGACAAGUUACAGAAAAUCAAUAACAAACUGCAGAAAGAAGUGGACAGUUUACAGGAUGAAAAAAUAUUUUUGCAGUCUGAAGUCGACAGGUUGAAUCAAGAGUCCGAUUUAAGAGAAAUCACCUUGAGAGGUGAAGAAGAUAGAUGCAGCAGGAUGAGGGAAGAACUGCUUUCGGUUAGGGAGGAACUAAAUAAGUUGUACUUAUCUUACGACAUGCUCGAAGCUCAGAAAUUGGAAGCCGACAAUCUCAUCGCCAAUUUAGAAAAGAUAAAAAUCGAAUAUGAAAUUCAAUUAGACAAAGCACAAGGGGAGAGAACGGAUGUCCAUGACUCUUUAAUGAAGAAAGAAACAAUUGCAACCAACCUUGAACUUGACAAGAAAAAAUUACAAGAAGAUCUAAGAAAGUUAGAAGAAGAAAAACUGGCCUUACAACACCAGUGCAAUGACCACCAAAACGACAUCCAGUCUUUAAGAAAAGAACUACUACAGGCGGAACAACAAAAAUUAGAUUUAGAGUCUGAUAAAGUGUCUUUGUCUGAAAAGUGUAAAUUUUUGGAUAUAGAAAAAGGAAAAAUCGAAAUGGAGCUCAAUCAAGUAACGAGAGAAAGAAAUGAUCUCAGCAAUCAGCUUACAGUGCUCGGAAGAAAACGAGACGCUCUAAAUGAAGAACUCAACAGGUGCAGACAGAGAUUGGAGCAGGCGAAUGAAACCAACGCAAGAGUCAAUCGGAAUUUGGAAGAACUCGUAAAAGAAUGCGAAGAGAAGCAGUGUACAAUUGACGCGAUGGACAAGGAUAUGCAGCGCCUUCAAGAACUCCUGGCUGCUGUCCGAUCAGAGAAGGAAGCCUUGGAAGCAGUCUUAUUCGACACUCAAACCAACCUCGAGGCUUCCGAAGAAAAAAAAGUGCAACUGGAAAAAGAUCAACAAGAGUUGCUUGUAAAACAGGAACAACUAAAGUCUCAAGUCGCGAGACUAACUAAAGAUUUAGAAAGAUCAGAGAAAAGAUGUGUGGAAAUCAGAAGCAGCUUGUCGAAUGCGGCAGGGAAUAAGGAAGUAGAAUUCAAGCAAACAGUGGACAAGCUAAAGCAGCAGAACGAGGAGACUGUGAGAAAACUUACAGAGGAACGGGAGAAAAUUAGAAGUUCUCUAGAGAAACGGCUGCAGCAGUCCUUGCAUCAGUUGGAAAGUGAAAAAGAUGCGGAGAUUCAACAACUCAUAGACAGAAUUGAAAGUCUGCAGAAUCACAUCGACAAUCUUUGUCAACAACACGAGGAGCUAAUGUUGCGAGCUGAAAACGAUAAACAACAAGCGCUGCUUAUAGCCCAUCAUGACCAACAAGCCCUGCAUGACAGACUAGAGGAGACUAGGAGGGAGUUGGAGAAUGAAAGGGACACCCUAGAAAGGUUUAGGAGGGAGGCAAAUGGUCGGUUUGAACAGGACAGAGCCAACAUCAACCAACUGAAGGACGAAUUGAAUAAGUUCAAGACUAGAUUGGAAGAGGCCAGAGCCAGGUAUGAGGAUGAUAGGAAUAAACUGGAACAGAGGAUAGAAGAAGUCAAAAUUGAAAGAGAUAAUUGUCAGAGUGAGGUGGAAAAUUUGAAGGUGCAGUUGCAUCUUUGUGAGGACAAAGGUGAAAGUGUUAGCAACCAGCUUCAUGAGACUAUUAGGAAGCUCAAAGAAGCUGAGAAUAAUUCAGAAUCGUUGAGAAAGGAACUCACCGAUGUUCGCAGACUUCUAGCGGAUAGUAAUUUCGAGAAGGAGAAAUAUCACAACACGAAUAAAGAAUUAAGGGAUCAUGUCAAGAGAACGGAAAGUGAGAAGAGAGAACAGGCUAGACAGCUAGAGGAGGCCUAUCAGAAAAUUACAAAUCUUGAAGAACUGAAAGUAUCUGUGGAAAAUGAAAGGAACCGACUACAGAACCAAAUAAGGGACUUGGAAAAAGAACAGUUGCAAACGGAACACAAAAUACAAAGUCUGCAAGAGGACCUGCAGAGAACCCAGGCCGCUGGAACACAACAGCAGGCCGAAGAGAAGGAAUUACAGGCCAGGCUCUUAAAUGAAGUUGAGGAACGUGAACGGUCACACCAGGAAGUGCACCAGCUAAGAAAACAGAUGUCCGAACUUGAGAGGAACUUGGAACAGACGAGACAAGAGCUUGGAAGGACAAGGUCGCACUCUGCCCAGCUCGAGGAACAGUGGCACGCGCGAGAACAAGACCUACUUGUACAUUUGGAAGACGGCAGGGUUAGAGAAAAGAGGCUGGAGGACCAGAAACACAACUUGGAGGUUUGCCUGGUGGAUGCCACUCAACAAAUACAGGAAUUAAAGGCAAAAUUGGGUGGGGCAGAAGGAAGAGUAAGGGCGUUAGAAGCUCAAUUGGCUCAGUUGGACUCGUCUAAACGAGACACUGAACAAAAAUUGAGCAGUGUCGUGUCAACCUUAAAAAGGAUAGCUGGAAUACAAUUGGAUGGUACCGUCACGAUGCCUUAUAGACUUUUAAGCCCGUCGAGGAGGUGGAGUCCUGCUAGAAGUAAAAAAAUUGUUAUAUGUCCACAAUUUUCGCAUAUUUUUACAUGUUUUUUUGUUUUGUUUUUAGCUCACGAUGAGAAAGAUGGAACGAUAGACGUAGAUCCGGAAAUUGUCAGAAAAGGUGUUAGAAAUUUAAUGCAGCAAGUUGCUCAAAUCGAAAGAGAGAGGGAUGACUACAAAACUCAAGUACAAACGGCCAAAAAGCAAUUACAAGAGGCUCACGAGAAUCAGAACAAAGGCGACAGCAAGCUCAGUAAAGUUCUGCAAAACCUCCGCACCCUGCAAGAAGAAAAGGGCAGUUUGGAGGCAAAGUUAGGUCAAAAAAAUAUAGAACUACAAUCACAGAACGAUGCCUUAGCGAAGAAAACAGAGGAAGCCAAAGUGAUGAGGGAGAAAGUCGUGACAUUAGAGCUGUCGUUGAGUAGCGGCUCUGAACAAAAACUACAGUAUGAGGAUAAGCUGGAGAAAAUGAAGGUGGCGUUGGGGAGACUGGAGGCAGAAAAGAGAAAUUUGCAGGAAGAACUGAGCAGGGUUGAAAGUAGAUCCACCAAGCUAGAAUUGCAAAGAAUGUCAGCAGAAGGUGAUCUGCAGAGACUGCAGAUGAUGCUACAAGAAAAAGACUCUACUAUUCAGAAACUUCAAGAGAAAUGUGAAAACCAAAGCAGGACUGUGGCCAGUUUAGAGGAGAGAUGUGUUUCUCUAAAAUCUACGAUUGAUCAGAUGACUUUAUCAUUGGAGAGAGCACACCAAAGCGAGACCGAGUUGAAAUCUGAAUUGCAAAUAUUGCAACGAUCUUUAAUGGAUGCCACUUCGAGUUCUCAAACGUCAACAGAAAGGCUCAAACAGUUACAAAAGCAACUGGCAAACAGCGAAAACGAGAGACGUGUCGUAACAGAAAGGUUCGAAGCAACUCAGCAGAACUUGGCCGAAAUGAGGAGGAACAACCAGAUAUUACAAGACCAGGUGUCUCGGUUAAAUAACGAACUGGCAAAUAAUGAAGUGCAGAGAUCCGGGUUAGAGUCUCAGCUGAGGCUUGCUCAGUGGCCGACAGAAACAGGAAUAAGCUCCCACCAAGAAGAGGAGCUGAGAACGCAGUUACACUCAAUUCAAAGGGAACGGAAUGAACUGAGAGGAAAAGUCGAUUCAUUGAACAAUAAGGUAAGACAAUUAGAAUCUGAUAAACGCAACAUAGAAAGGGUGGCUUCUAAAGCUGCUACGACGACAGUCCGGAGUAAAUCAUAUGAACGUCCAGAGAAAUAUGAAAUGGACUCGAGUAUAACAGAACUGGAUCGAUACGAGCAAGAAAACCACGAGUUGAGAUUAAAGAUAUCGCGCCUGGAAAAUGAACUUUCUGAAAGAGAGGCUGAACUGACUAGGUUAAGGAGUCAAAGGCCUGGCUUAGAUGCCAAAUUCGAUCGGGCUGAAAUAGAAAGAUACAGGGCGGCUCAAUUGCAGGCGGAAAGACUGCUGGAGGCCAGAGAACAGAGCCAUCGUCAACAGGUAGCUAGAUUGGAAAAUCAGGUUACUUUAUUGCGAGAACAACUCAACCAAGAAAUAAAACGAAGGCAGCAGUACGUCCUGAGAAGCACAAAAGCCGGUCGGGAGAUGCAACAGCUUCGGCAGGCCCUGGGAGACUCCUUACGAACGGUCUCCCAAGAUCCUUCCUUAGAUGCGCUCCUUCUGGAGCACGAAGCAAGGAAAUUAGAUAACACCUUGUCCAGCACAGCCAGCUUGCCUCCGGCUCUGGCUCUGCCUUCAUCUUCGUACCGAAGAUCGACCACGCCGCAACCAAAAUAGAAUUUAUGGUUUCGUAUCAGACUUAAAUGACAUUGUUACCGAAUAAGUAUGGAAUUUAUAAGGAAGAAUUAACGUUUAAUUUAUUGUUAAGUCUACUUAAUUUAUUUUAGUAGGUACUUAAUUAGUUCUAAUAUUAUUGAGUAAGGGGUAAUUGAUUUCAUACGUAAUUUAGUUAUUGUAAUGCACUACAUGUACGUACAUUCAACCAAAGAUUAUUUAAAUAUCGUAAUAAGAAUAACUCUACACUGCCAUUAUUAUAAUUUGCUCAAAUACUAGAGGUGUACCAAUUUUAUAUAGGGCAAAGAUAUUUAUAAAUUUAACACAUAGUUUUUCUUUUAAAUCGUCAUUUGUAGCAAGAAGUAGUCAAUCAUUUUCACCUAGAUAUUACGUAAUGAUUUUAAGGAUUUUCACAUACUAGAACUAGUUGAAUAAUACUUGUAACGAACUGAUUUACCAUUUAAAUCUACUUCUUUAAGUUUCAACGUGUACGUGUGGUUUUUUAAAGUAAUUUUUGUACUUUUAGGAAGUACGUAACAAAUACUUGUCCGUCCAUUUUUUAUUGAAUAGAUUAUGUAACAAAUGCUUAAAUAAAUUGUAC
Molecule: messenger RNA, 6743 nt
Organism: Anoplophora glabripennis (Asian longhorned beetle)
Lineage: Eukaryota; Metazoa; Arthropoda; Insecta; Coleoptera; Cerambycidae
Gene: Root
Product: rootletin
Exons: 26
Coding region: 260-6145 (1961 amino acids)
Source: RefSeq, a predicted model, not a curated record